AUGGGGCAGGACACCAAUAUGCUGAACACCCACCCCGUGGUCAGGACCACAUUGGGGAGACCAGGGCAAGACACACGGCUCCAGGCUCCAGGGACGUCGGUAGGUCUGCUCAAGCUUCUGUCAAGCAUCCAGCAAACUGAGCAGGGCAGUCUCGGGAGCAGUGAUGGUGCAAUUCAGGGCCAGCAGCAGAGGUCUCGGAGUGCAGGGGAGACAGCAAAGAAGGACCGGAGGCUCAGGAGCCGGAACAAGAAAGGGCAAGGCUCCGCUGAGGCUGAGGAUCUCCUCCCCUCUCCGCCUCGGAAGCCCUCCUUCCCUUUCCAGUGGGCCUGGGAGAGUGCUACCAUGGAUGGCCGGGCUCCGCUUCAGCCUGGCUCCGCCUCGGCCCCUGGCCACCAGGCACUGCCUGUGCCUCCGGCGGUCCAGCAGCACAAGUCCAGGCCGAAGUCCAUGGCCAACCUUCCGGAGGCCCACGGCUUCUGCUGGAAGACAGAGGUGCCAAACCUGGAGAGGAGACAGUUCAGCGCCUGCAGCUGCAUCCCCAUCCCUCCUGGCAAAGGGAAGAGUCAAGAGCUGGAGCCGCCGGGGGAGUGUGGCCAGCAGCCGCCCGGGAAGAGGUCUGGCUCGGGAUUGGGGUCUGAGGAGGCCACUGAGCCAGAAGCCCCAGGUACCGAGGAGUCCGAGGAGAGGGAACCCAGAGCCCCCCACAGACAGAGGGCUGCUUCUCGAAGAAAGGGGCAGAAUUCCAGUGAGAUGGCCUCAGAUGAGAGUGAGCUGCGGUGCGAGGGGAGCAGCUCCAGCUCCAACAACCUGCAGGGGCCGCAGAGAAGGAAGUCAAGGGCCAAGGAACUGGAGAGGUCAUGGGACCUGGAGAAGCUGCAGAGGCAGUUACAGCAGGAGUUGGACUGUGGCACCGAGAAGCAGCCCUGGAAGGCUUUAGGGGCAGUCGUUCAGGCCUCUGGCCGCAGUAGGAAGGCCCAGGCCUUGAGAGGUGACGAGACUUUCCUGUUUGCCAACUUUCCUAACCGCACCUUCCACAAACGACAGGAGGCCACCAGAAGCCUGCUGUGGGCCUGGGAGCGGCAGCAGCAGGAGGAGCGGCAGCAGGCCGAGCUGCGGAGGGCCCGGGAGCAGCAGGUGCAGCAGCAGGUGGCUCGCUGCCUGGCAGUCUACGCACCCAGAGGGAGCCGGGGGCCGGGGGCUGCCCAGCGCAAGCUGGAGGAGCUGAGGCACCAGGAGCGACAGCGCUUUGCUGAGUACCAGGCAGAGCUGCAAGGCAUCCGCCACAGGGUGCAGGCCCGGCCCUACCUGUUCCAGCAGGCCAUGCAGGCCAAUGCCCGGCUUACUGUGACCCGGCGCUUCUCCCAGGUGCUGUCGGCACUGGGACUGGAUGAGAAGCAGCUGCUGGCUCAGGCAGGAAAGGGGGAAACUGAGUGUACCCCCAAGAAAUUAAGGGAGCCAUGGGUCAGUGGGGGCAAGAAUGGUGCACUCUUCUCAGAGCCCCCUAAAGACAGAACCCACCAGCAGCCAGCCGGACAGGCACUCCACCCCAAGCCCAGACCCAGAGCCCAGUCCCCGAGAUAAAAAUUAAAUGCUUUGUGGAAAA
This is a messenger RNA of Vicugna pacos (alpaca), 1603 nucleotides long. RefSeq names its product testis specific 10 interacting protein (gene TSGA10IP). Gene Ontology annotation, cellular component: cilium; photoreceptor connecting cilium; ciliary basal body. The record is from RefSeq and is a predicted model, not a curated record. Lineage: Eukaryota; Metazoa; Chordata; Mammalia; Artiodactyla; Camelidae. Gene Ontology annotation, biological process: cilium organization.